Messenger RNA from Hippocampus comes (tiger tail seahorse), 1426 nucleotides. RefSeq names its product eukaryotic translation initiation factor 2, subunit 1 alpha b (gene eif2s1b). The transcript is spliced from 8 exons. Gene Ontology annotation, biological process: translational initiation. The record is from RefSeq and is a predicted model, not a curated record. Bases 149 to 1096 code for a protein of 315 amino acids. Lineage: Eukaryota; Metazoa; Chordata; Actinopteri; Syngnathiformes; Syngnathidae. Gene Ontology annotation, cellular component: eukaryotic translation initiation factor 2 complex; eukaryotic 48S preinitiation complex. Gene Ontology annotation, molecular function: translation initiation factor activity; ribosome binding; RNA binding.
CCGGGUCGAAAAAUUAGCAGUCGUGAAUCUGAGCUAACGGAUGCUAGUUUACAGUCACUAAAACGAAGCCGAGUGGAGCAACAUUGGAAAUUUAAGCACGCAGUGAAUCGCUUUCAAAGCUUUCCUUACCCAAACACAUGACACAGCAAUGCCUGGACUCAGCUGUCGAUUUUACCAGCACCGCUUCCCAGAGGUGGAGGAUGUGGUCAUGGUGAACGUGAGGUCCAUCGCAGAGAUGGGAGCCUACGUCAGCCUCCUAGAGUACAACAACAUCGAGGGUAUGAUCCUCCUGAGCGAGCUGUCGCGUCGACGUAUUCGCUCCAUCAACAAGCUCAUCCGCAUAGGACGCAACGAGUGCGUGGUGGUCAUCCGAGUAGACAAAGAGAAAGGAUACAUUGAUCUAUCAAAAAGAAGAGUUUCACCAGAAGAGGCCAUCAAGUGUGAAGAUAAAUUCACCAAAUCUAAAACUGUAUACAGCAUCCUGCGACACGUGGCCGAAGUGCUGGAGUACAGCAAAGACGAGCAGCUGGAGAGCUUGUACCAGCGCACCGCCUGGGUCUUUGACGAGAAGUACAAGCGGCCGGGAUACGGCGCCUACGACGUCUUCAAACAGGCCGUGUCUGAUCCUUCUAUCCUGUGUGACCUGGACCUGACAGAAGAAGAGAGGGCUGUGCUUAUUGACAACAUCAACAGGCGACUCACGCCGCAGGCCGUCAAGAUCCGAGCAGACAUUGAAGUGGCUUGUUACGGCUACGAGGGCAUCGAUGCCGUGAAGGAUGCGCUGAGGGCGGGACUGGGCUGCUCGACAGAGGCCAUGCCCAUUAAGAUUAACCUGAUCGCUCCUCCCCGCUAUGUGAUGACCACCACCACUUUGGAGCGCACGGAGGGCCUCUCCGUCCUCAACCAGGCCAUGGCGGCCAUCAAGGAGAAAAUUGAAGAGAAGAGGGGCGUCUUUAACAUCCAAAUGGAGCCCAAGGUAGUGACGGACACUGAUGAGACGGAGCUGGCCCGGCAGCUGGAGCGGCUAGAGAGGGAAAAUGCCGAGGUGGACGGAGACGACGAUGCAGAGGAGAUGGAGGCUAAAACAGAGGACUAAAGAAACAUGGAUACAGUCAGUUCAUCAAUGACAAACUGCUAUUAAAAGUGCUUCUUUUGGACUUUUAACAGCAGUUUUCUGUUUAGCCUGCUUGCUUAAGAAGGUAUUUGACACAUUGAGUCGUUCAAGGGCAGUGUGCUUCUAUUUUGUAAUGACAUCGCCGUGACCUUCAAACAAGUAUCCAUGGGGUUGUCACGUAACAGGGGGUGCAAACAAAAAAAACCGCAGGAUCUGCUGUCUGCCCGUCAUUCAGUGGUGACAUUUACAGGGGUUUUGCUGAUAGGAUCUACUCGUCUGUUCCCUUGGCAACAAUAAAAAUCUUGAUCUCGA